Girardinichthys multiradiatus is the source of this 5617-nucleotide messenger RNA. RefSeq names its product mitogen-activated protein kinase 10 (gene mapk10). Bases 573 to 1853 code for a protein of 426 amino acids. The transcript is spliced from 14 exons. Gene Ontology annotation, biological process: protein phosphorylation; JNK cascade. Lineage: Eukaryota; Metazoa; Chordata; Actinopteri; Cyprinodontiformes; Goodeidae. Gene Ontology annotation, molecular function: ATP binding; JUN kinase activity. The record is from RefSeq and is a predicted model, not a curated record. Gene Ontology annotation, cellular component: nucleus; cytoplasm.
GGCGGUUGCUAUGGCAACAUAUUUCCCCGUUCCUCUUUUUCCUCAUCCCUCUCUCUCCGUCUCUGAGCUGUGGUAGGUUUACAAUGGUACGGUCAGCAUCUUGCAGCACAAUGGUUGCAAGGUGGUGAGCUGGGAGGGAAGAGUGAUUCAGCAUCAGCAAACCUCGGUUUCCGUCCAUCCAUGCUUUUUUAGUUGUUUUUCUUUCUUCAUCGCUCCCUCUUUUUUCAAAAAACGCCUUUUCUUCAUCCGCUUGAACGUGUUUAUUACGCCUCCAGCUAUGGUCACCGCAAUGUUUCUCGUCGGGAUGUUUUGAAAAGGACUGGCUCCGGACUGGGAUCGUCAUCAGCUGGCACGGAAUGGUAUUUAUGAGCAGACAUUUCUUAUAUAACUGCAGCCAACCAGUCCUGGAUGUAAAGAUAGCCUUUUGUCAGGUGUGUGUUCCUUACAGGUAAAAAAGAGGUGGAUUUGCUGCUGUGCUUUGGAUCAUUGUCCCGCUACAUAACCCAAGUGCACAUGAACUUAAGGGUUUUGGAAAACAAGUGGAUGUGUCAUAUAUUGCCAAAUAUUACAACAUGAGCAAAAGCAAAGUGGACAACCAGUUCUACAGCGUGGAAGUGGGAGACUCCACCUUCACAGUUCUAAAGCGUUACCAGAAUUUAAAGCCCAUUGGUUCUGGAGCUCAGGGAAUUGUCUGUGCGGGCUAUGAUGCUGUCCUGGACAGGAAUGUAGCCAUAAAGAAGCUGAGCAGACCCUUUCAGAACCAGACCCAUGCCAAGAGGGCAUAUCGGGAGUUGGUGCUCAUGAAAUGUGUCAAUCACAAAAAUAUAAUCAGUUUAUUAAAUGUCUUCACGCCACAGAAAUCAUUAGAGGAAUUCCAAGAUGUGUACCUUGUGAUGGAGCUUAUGGAUGCCAACUUGUGCCAGGUAAUUCAGAUGGAGCUUGACCAUGAGAGAAUGUCCUAUCUGCUGUACCAGAUGUUGUGUGGUAUCAAGCAUCUGCACUCAGCCGGCAUUAUUCACAGGGAUCUCAAACCAAGCAAUAUAGUGGUGAAGUCAGACUGCACCCUGAAGAUCCUGGACUUUGGUCUUGCUAGAACCGCAGGCACCAGUUUCAUGAUGACCCCGUAUGUGGUGACACGAUACUACAGAGCCCCGGAAGUCAUCCUGGGAAUGGGAUACAAAGAAAAUGUGGAUAUUUGGUCAGUGGGGUGCAUCAUGGGAGAAAUGGUGCGCCACAAAAUCCUUUUCCCUGGCCGGGACUACAUUGAUCAGUGGAACAAGGUGAUAGAGCAGCUGGGCACGCCCUCUCCAGAGUUCAUGAAGAAGUUGCAGCCCACAGUGAGGAACUAUGUGGAGAACCGGCCAAAGUAUGCAGGCCUCACCUUCCCCAAGCUCUUCCCCGACUGCCUUUUCCCUGCUGACUCUGAGCACAACAAACUCAAAGCAAGCCAGGCCAGAGACCUGCUGUCUAAGAUGCUAAUCAUCGACCCUGCUAAGCGGAUAUCAGUGGACGAGGCCUUACAGCACCCCUACAUCAACGUGUGGUACGAUCCAGCUGAAGUGGAGGCGCCUCCACCUCAGAUUUAUGACAAGCAGCUGGAUGAACGAGAACACUCUAUAGAUGAGUGGAAAGAACUAAUCUAUAAAGAGGUGAUGAACUUUGAGGAGAGAACGAAGAAUGGCGUUGUGAAGGGACAGCCUUCACCUUCAGGUGCAGCCAUGAACAGCAGCGAAAGCCUCCCUCCCUCCUCCUCUAUCAACGACAUCUCCUCCAUGUCCACUGACCAGACCCUGGCUUCAGACACUGACAGCAGCCUGGAGACCUCCGCGGGACCCCUGGGGUGUUGCAGGUGACUAUCCGCCUGCCUGCGCAACCCCAUGUUCUUCCGAAGAUGAAGAACCCAGCGGAUAUGACUGACAAAAUUUAAACAAUUUAAAAGAAAUAAAGCAAAAAAAUAAAUAAUGAUCAAAAUGAAUAUAUUCUGAACAAAACACAUGAGCUAUGGGAACACAGUCUGACAUGAUGAUACUCAAAGCCUGUGCAAUGUCAUUCAAAAAGCAGCAGUGGUAUUAAACUGAAGUAAAUGAGCUGAGGUAUAUGUUACUGAUCCUCUAGUUGCUUUGCUUAGAUCCUCCCUUACACAUGUCUUGUAUGUGGCAUCCAAACAACAAACCUGCACCUCUUGUAAAGUACAUUUUGGCUGGCUUCUGGUUUCUCCUGGUUACUUCCACAAGCAUCUGUGACUGAUCACUGUGGCAAGGUGGGCUGCCAUUGUCUUCAUCACUUUUGCAAGCAAAAAAAGCUUGCCUUUUUCCUGCAUUUAACUCUUAAUCUCUGUGCAUUUCCUGAGUCACUGUCAUCCAACAUGAGUUGAAAUGUAAUUUUGUCUGACUUGUUUUUUCUUUUUGACGUCUUCAGGGAAUGUGCUCUCCCCCACAGCUACUUGUAAAUACUGUAAUUCUGUACAGCUGAAGGGAAGACAGUUUGGGACUGAAGGCCAGUACACUGAGAGUUUGUUUAUUUAUUUAUUUUCCUGACCAGUGUGUACCUUGCCACUUUACUGCUCUCCACCUCGGUUGCCCCUCUGCCUAUUGCCGUAGUUGUGCAUGAUUAGAUUAAAACAGCGCAAAUCUCACUGUAUGCUAGAAAAAAACUGUCUGUACAAAGACUUUUAUUCAUGUACAAUGUAGACUAACUCCACCGUAGACAUUAGUAGGCUGGGUCUGGUCUCAGUAGGACCAGGGUGUGUCGGUGAAACACUGGCAAGCUUAAGAGACAUAAAAUGAGAACUGAAAUAGUUGGUGUUCUCAGAAAUGAAUCGGAUUUGUGAGUAAUCACCAUGCUAUUUCCCCUGGCCGUGUGUAUUGGGUCCCUCCACCACCCCACAGGCUGGCCCACAGCUCUGCAUGUCAUUGUGUAACCCCUCAUGGUUAAAACGAGGCAGAUCUGUUUCAUUGUGGUGUAACCACACAGACUUCUCCCAAUUAUUUGGGUCCUUAAACACUAUUUAUUGACACAAAUGUAAAACAGUGGGGAGUUUUAGUGGCAGGCAAGGAGUGUUAAUUUUGGAGCUGUGACUUGUCAAAUAAACAUGUUCUUAUCAUUACUACACAUAUUUUAAAUAGGCAGCUGGAUAGUUUGCAUCUCCCAUUUUUUCUGACUGCAUGAGUCGUAAGCUGGAUGGCUCUAUUUAUUUAUACCAGUGGGAGGAAUCUUAAUAUGACAAGCUUCUUUUGGAGUGAAGGACUGCAGCUGCAGAAAUGACCAAAAAAGUCCCCAAGUGGGGACUCAGAAGGAUUCAGGAAGGUCCUGUUUACCUUCCAUUUUUUCUUCAGCCAUUUAGUCACAUUGUAAGCUCUUUAUAUGGCUUUGCCUUCAGAACAUGCACUUAUCACAUGUCUUUGGAGAUGUAUAUAUUAAUUGUUCUGCACAACUCAAUCACACACUGUUACUUUACACUGUGUGUUUGGUAAAUUGGACUUUUGUUUAAUGUAAUAUUAAGCCCAAACCCUCAAGUCCACCCUGUCUACUUAUAAGCAGAGAAUGUUCAAUAUGUCAAUCAUGAAAUUGUGUCUGAUUAAUAUUGAGGCAAAAUAGUAUAUAGCAUAAAUUUAAAGGCAACUACCUAUGCCCAAACGUAUGACCUAAAUCACCAUUGUUACUAUGAACUCCCUUUAGAAGUAAAUAUAAUUUUUUGAUAUCCUGCCAACAUCAAAAAAGCAGGCAAACAUGCAACCUCUAGGUUAUAUUUGCUUAGGUAGGUAGGAAGGAAGGUGGGAGGGAUCGAGGAAGGAAGGAAGGAAGGAAUCAGAGCAUGAAACAAAUUCACAUUUUGUAAUCUUAAUUUACAUUGUCAUAAUUACCACAUUUUAUGUUUCCCUGCAGGUGCAAUGACCCAUUAACACAAGAGUUUACGAACUCUUAACCAGAAGUUUAUUUGAACUGCACUGCAUUAACCAAGCAAACUCAUAGUUUAAAUCAUAUUUUGUGAAAUAAAUUGUAAAAAUAAAAUUCUGAAGGCUGACAUAUUUUACAUAAAACAGCAGAGAGGUGUGGAGAAUUGCUGAGUUGGUGGUGCCUGUCUUCAGAGUGUCAAUCUCACUCUCAGCAGUGCAACUUAAUUGUUCCACUGCAGUCUGACUACAACAUUAAACAUUAGUUAUUUAAAGAAUCUAAUUACACACAAAAUCCUGGCUUCACACAGCUACUUUGUUAACACUCCUGCAGCCAGUGCACAGUGUAGGUACCUUAGAUAAACUUAAUGGGACCUUCAGAGAGGGAAGAGGGUGAGUGAGGUUGAUAUCUCCAGAAUAAGCAGCGACUAGCUUGGCUUUCUGUUCAGGGUCUGGGUCAGGGCAAUCUUUUAAAAAACAGGGUGCAACUUUGAAAUGCUUUGUGUUUUAAAAAAAGUUUAAAUGAUUUUUUUCAUCUAAGGGGGUCCCCAGCUUACGUCGGCUUCUUCAUACCACAAAUACACAGUAGUGUUACAGAUUUUCUACAGGGCAUUUUUGAACCAUGUAAUCACUCUCUGUUUUCUGUAUCUUGACAUGUUCCUGAUCAGUUAGCAGAAAUACUGACACAUCUUAAUGCCUUUUUUUCCCUUUUCUGAAUGUGAACUGUUGAUCUUUUUAUUCAACAUCCUGGUCAACUUUCUUGUGAUUAAAGGUGCUUUUGAUCCUGGUUAAUGCUUCUGAAGAAAAGGGUUCUGACACAUAAACUGCUGUUUUUUUUCAACGAUGAAUGUAGAAACAAAGGGUUUCACAAGCACGCAUGUUAUUGUUCUUGGAUUUGACCAGCAAACAAUACAAGAUUGUUUUAAGAUGUGACCUAAUCCCAAGUUUUUGUGCGAUUGCUUUCAAGAAUGCGAAAGAAGAGCUCAGUUGUGUGUUUGGAAGUUGUUUGUGAUUUUAUUGGUGUUCAGUCACAUUAACCACUGGAUUCAAAAACUUUACAGUCAAUCCUGAUCCAGAUUUUUGAUCUCAAAGUAAUCUCUUGUGUAUUAAAAAUCAGCAAAAUCUAUCUGUACAUCCAUCUGUAAUCUGAGGAUGAUUGACUUGCCGUUUAGCCACAAUACUAUUGCAAAUACUAAAAAAAGGAAGACCACAUGUCACAGGUUAGGAUACGUCUUGUAGUGGUGAUCCCCAAACUAUUGAUUUUCUUCCUUACAAGUUCAACUGUAAAUAACAACACUCCAAACAUGCAAUAAACAUUUGUAUUGCACUCAAACAGGGAGGCAAGCUUCUGUGAGGGUCAGGUGAAGAGUCUACAAAAACGAAACCCUGUAUAGCUCAUCUGAAUCAGGUGACGUUGUUCUUCGGUUCUUUUCCGACUGCUUCUCUCUUGAUUCUUUUGCUCCAUACUGUUUUAAAUGAGUCAUUCUUUUUGACAUUGUCAGGUUGAAAACAAAAAGAAACUGUAUCUGUUUCACGCUGAUCUCAAAGCUUCAGACUAUAGCGUUUCGAGUAAAAGUCAAAAUUAAUGCAAAUGAAAAGAAAACCCAAAAAAAACAAAAAAAAAAUAUCGAAAGCUGUUACUGUAAACACAACAUUUUAAAGGAACUGUGUAUGUACAAAAAGUAUAUGUAUGUGAUUGAAAAUAAAGAAAACCUUUGAUCUUG